AUGUCUGAAAGCCAUGUGAAGAUCAAUGUCGGUGGUGAGAAGUUCAUCGCUGUGCGUCCCGAUUUGUUCAACGUGGCGGGUGAGAACAAGCUUAGCACGGUGUUCUCUGGCCGCUGGGAGACGUUCUUGGACUCGGAUGGUGCAUAUUUCGUCGACUACUCUCCCGACGUCUUCAUGCCGCUGAUCAAUUGGCUGCGCGAAGUCAGAGACUCCAACCCAGAUGCCACGGUGCCAGUGACGGUGAAGGAUGAGUACAGGAUGGCAUGGGUGAAAAUGAUGAGAGCCUUGUCUUUUGAUCUCAGGAUCCUGAAAGCUGCAGGCAUCAAAUUGGCUGAUUUGUGUAGAGCUGGCUUCUCUGAAGAGGAGUGUAGAGCUGCGCAUUUCCCAGGGGACUACUCCAUUUGGAGAGACGAAAAAGAUGACGCGAUCAUGCCUCCAAGAACAAGAACGACUCGGCCGCCGCAGGCUUUUUUUAUGUGA
This is a messenger RNA of Durusdinium trenchii, 480 nucleotides long. NCBI's taxonomy places the organism in Eukaryota, Dinophyceae, Suessiales, Symbiodiniaceae. The record is from the annotation of a GenBank genome assembly.